This is a messenger RNA of Drosophila busckii, 314 nucleotides long. It is a transcript of the gene Tfb5, whose product is annotated as general transcription factor IIH subunit 5. NCBI's taxonomy places the organism in Eukaryota, Metazoa, Arthropoda, Insecta, Diptera, Drosophilidae. Gene Ontology annotation, cellular component: transcription factor TFIIH holo complex; transcription factor TFIIH core complex. The transcript is spliced from 2 exons. The coding region runs from base 76 to 297 and encodes 73 amino acids. The record is from RefSeq and is a predicted model, not a curated record. Gene Ontology annotation, biological process: transcription initiation at RNA polymerase II promoter; nucleotide-excision repair, preincision complex assembly; nucleotide-excision repair.
UAUGCUGGAUGAUAAGUGUUAGUGCUAUCGUGCAUUCGCAUAAUUUUUGCUAAUGUUUUAAUUUCCUCAAAAAACAUGGUAAAUGUUAUGAAAGGUGUGCUUGUGGAAUGUGAUCCGGCUAUGAAACAGUUUUUAUUGCAUUUGGAUGAGAAGCUGGCGUUUGGAAGAAAAUUCAUCAUACAAGAUUUGGACGAAAGCCAUUUGUUUAUUUCAACAGACAUUGUGGAAGUGCUGCAGGCGCGUGUGGAUGAGCUAAUGGAUCGGAUCAGUUUCCCGUUGCAUGAAAAAGACGCUUAAAUCCAUCAAUUACAAAA